AUGAUUCAGAUGAUGCUCCCCAGCGGUAAAGGCCUACUGCAUCGGCACGCAGGCAACAGGGAUGAUGGUGCGGACGCUGGUGUGGACAUACACCCACCUAGUGCAGAUACUGGUGUAGACGUUGGUGUAGAUGAGCCUGAGGGAUUUCCAGGUGGGCCGCGUGACCCAUUAGUGCUUACGGAGUAUGCUGUCCAUGUUGCAAUCAGCGUAUGGAAUAGAGAGGAACGUCCAGAAUUGAAGUUAUUCUCCUAUGGGAGGAAGGUGCAGAAAUUAGGUAGGCCUGCUCCUCAAAUUGAGGGGCUAUUUGCUGCCACAGGACUAAGUCCUUUGAUCGCGUGUUCGGUAGACACUGGUGAUCGGGGACUUAUAUCCUCGUUUGUGGAGAGGUGGCAUAAGCAGACUAGUAGUUUCCAUCUUCCCGUGGGGGAGGUUAGCAUCACCCUGGAUGAUGUGGCGUCUCUACUUCAUCUUCCCAUAGUUGGCCUUACCUUCCAGCCUCUGCACGUCGAGGAGGCGGUGUUGAUGUUGGUUGGGUUAUUAGAGGUCUCUGAAGAGGCAACCAGGGCCGAGACAACACAUUGUCAUGGACCAUACUGUUGGAUAUAUGAGCACUUUCCGUCAGUUGCGGAGUGCAUCGUUGAUCCGAACUACGAUGAGUUGUCACCACGUGCAUGUCGAUGGAUUGCUACGAAGGCAACUGUGAAGUUCAUAUCUACAGCGACGUACAGGCAGCGUCUGGAUCGACUCAAGAUUCUUGUUGGAUGCCUUUUAGGGAGCAUCGAGUCAUUCGGGAGUUUGAUAUGA
Molecule: messenger RNA, 804 nt
Organism: Glycine soja
Lineage: Eukaryota; Viridiplantae; Streptophyta; Magnoliopsida; Fabales; Fabaceae
Product: protein MAIN-LIKE 2-like
Exons: 3
Coding region: 1-804 (267 amino acids)
Source: RefSeq, a predicted model, not a curated record